AUGAAGAUUCUUAGCUACCUCCUGGUUUACCGAAGGUUCCUGCUCAUUGUCCUCACCCCACUGCUUUUACUUCCACUUCCACUUAUCAUCAAAACCAAAGAAGCAGAAUGUGCAUACACAUUGUUUGUAAUUGCCAUCUUUUGGCUCACAGAAGCUUUGCCACUGGCUGUUUCAGCUUUGCUCCCUGCCUUUAUGUUCCCCUUGUUUGGUAUAAUGGGAUCCAAGCAGGUAGCAUCUGCUUAUUUUAAAGACUUUCAUCUGCUGCUUAUGGGAGUAAUUUGUUUGGCAACAUCAAUAGAAAAAUGGAAUCUGCACAGAAGAGUGGCUUUAAAAAUGGUGAUGCUGGUGGGUGUCAACCCUGCAUGGCUUAUGCUGGGUUUCAUGGUUAGCUGUGCUUUCUUGUCAAUGUGGCUCAGCAACACCUCUGCUGCUGCCAUGGUGAUGCCAAUUGUAGAAGCUGUAGCUCAGCAGAUCAUCAAAGCUGAAGCGGAAGCUGAUGAGCUGGAGAUGUGCUGCUCCAAUGGCUCCACCAACCCAGCACUGGAGCUGGACGAAAAUAUAGGAGAAUAUGAAAACCCAGAAUGGAAAGAGAAAGAAAAACAAGUUAAUGGAUAUAACAACAAUAUGGGUAGUACUGUAUGUACAGUUGAAAAGGAAAAUGAAAAAGGAAAUGAACAGCAGAACCUACCACCUGCUGAAGCAGACAGAAAAAGCAGAAAGGACAAAUACAGUGGGAUUUUCAAAGUGAUGUGCUUAUGUGUGGCUUAUUCUGCUACCAUUGGAGGAUUGACUACAAUCACAGGAACAUCGACUAAUCUGAUUUUUACUGAGCACUUCAAUUCACGUUACCCAGGUUGUCAGUGCAUCAAUUUUGGAUCCUGGUUUAUCCUUUCCAUCCCCAUCGCAGUUAUUAUUCUGCUGCUCUCCUGGGUCUGGCUCCAGUGGCUUUUCCUUGGGUUUGAUUUUAAAAACAUGUUCAAGUGUGGCAAGAAGAAAACAGCUAGAGAAGAGGCUUCAUCACAGGUGAUUCAGGAGGAGUACAAGAAACUUGGACCAAUUAGCUACCCAGAAACUGUUACACUUGUCCUGUUCAUUCUAAUGACCCUCCUGUGGUUCACCAGAGAUCCUGGCUUCAUCCCAGGAUGGUCUUCACUUUUCCCAAAGUAUAAAAGCUACAUUACGGAUUCAACAGCUGCCUUAGUAAUAGGCCUCCUGUUCUUUAUUAUUCCAGCCAAAAUAUUGCCUAGGACAUCAAAUGGAGAAAACACUGUCUUUGCUUACACUCCACUGAUUACUUGGAAGGAAUUUCAGUCAUGCAUGCCCUGGGAAAUAGCUAUUCUUGUUGGUGGCGGGUUUGCACUGGCAGACGGCUGCGAGGUUUCAAAACUUUCUGAGUGGGUAGCAAGUAAAUUGACCCCUCUAGGAUCACUACCCUUGUGGCUGAUUAUCCUCAUAUCCUGCCUUAUUGUCACUUCAGUAACAGAAGUAGCCAGCAACCCAGCUACCAUUACGAUCUUUCUGCCCAUACUAUCUCCUUUGGCUGAAGCCAUUCACGUGAACCCACUUUUCAUUUUGAUACCUGCUACCUUGUGUACUUCCUUUGCAUUCCUGCUUCCUGUAGCAAACCCAGCCAAUGCCAUUGUGUUUUCAUAUGGUCAUUUAACUGUUAUGGACAUGGUGAAAGCUGGCUUGGGCAUUAACAUCAUCGGAGUUGCUGUAGUUAUGCUUGCAAUUAUGACAUGGAUAGUGCCUAUAUUUGAUCUCUAUGCUUACCCCAGCUGGGCACCCAGCAUUCCAUCUACAAAUGGCACUGGGCUGUAAAAAAAAAAGGUUUUUUUUUCUCACAUGUGGUCACUUAAAAUGCUUUCGGUCACCACAGUGAUAAGGAUCUACAUUAUUAUAAAUGCUGUAUUUCACAGUCCCAGAGAUGAUCCAGUCUGAGAGUCUAAUCAGGAAGAGUGCUAGACUUUCUAAAGAUCAUAGUUAGAUCAGGUUUCUAUUCUAGUUCAGCUAGUCUGAAUUUUUAUAUCUUCAUGUUAUGAAGGAAAAAAAUAAAUGUGCAUAGCCAUUAUCACUGACAAUUUGCCCCCAUUCUCAGGGUAGCAGAAUAAUGAAAUUUAGAUUUUAUUAUUUCAAAUAUAAAUCCUUGUUAUUAUUAUUUGGGGGUUAUCAGAGAGCAUGUUGGUUUUCUGUUUUCUAGAUUCAAGCUCUGUUUGAAACAGUGUUGAUCACAAACAAAAGAUCAGGGAGGAGACUGUCUUGAACCCGUAGUUUACAGACCCAUCAAAAAUGCACAAAAAAUGGAGAAGAGCGGCAUGACUACUUACACAGCACUUUAUCUAUUAAGCACCUUGUAACCUGGAAGGAGAAUGCAUACUUAAGCAUUGUUUAGACUACAUCCUCCCAGGACCUCAUUAAAAUACAUUGUUGCUCUUGUAAAAAAAAAAAAAAAAAUAUAUAUAUAUAUAUAUAUACUUCUCUAGAUAGAUGUAUAUUGAUAGAUCUGAGUUGAUCUGUACAAAUGGACACUAAAUUAUCAUCAUACCUCUCUGCAAAAAUAGAUAUAUCCCCUUGACGAAUGAAACCCUAAUACAGAGCUGAAGAUUUAGCAGUCAAUCUGUCAAUCAAGUGCAUCUUCACCAGGAAGCUCAUGAUAUCUGCAGGACAGGUGGCAGUUUAAUCUUACCAGACUGUGUUAAUAUUGUAAUGUUCUAAACACAAAACAGUGCAAUGUGGUCAGAAUGUAAGUUGGAGUUCAAAGUUAUCUUCAAAUAAUGAUAUUUUAUUUGGUUGUUACGUGUUUUUCAUGUAAAGACUACAGCCUUUCCUGUUGUGGAUAUCUGUGAUAAUUUGUAAAGAGCGUGUAAUUAGUAGUCUGAAUGAAAGAUGCAUAUAUUUAGAUUGGAUCAUGGCUUGGGACAUCUGUAUGAUAGUAGUAAACAUCAAUCUGUCUUUUAAAGAUAGUGUCCAUGUUUCUUAACAACAACAACCAAAAAUGCUUUUGGUAUUUGGUUAGUGGUUUACAUUUAUUUUUGGUAGUGCGUAUUUAGAGAUGUCAGUCAUGACUUCUGUAAUGCCAGAAUGCAGUGUUUAACACUGUAUAUGUGGUUUGCUUCCUGUGGCUGUUAGUUGCAGGUUCAGCUGUGUUGAAUU
Molecule: messenger RNA, 3153 nt
Organism: Prinia subflava (tawny-flanked prinia)
Lineage: Eukaryota; Metazoa; Chordata; Aves; Passeriformes; Cisticolidae
Gene: SLC13A1
Product: solute carrier family 13 member 1
Exons: 15
Coding region: 1-1821 (606 amino acids)
Biological process (GO): transmembrane transport
Cellular component (GO): membrane
Molecular function (GO): sodium:sulfate symporter activity
Source: RefSeq, a predicted model, not a curated record